Cyprinodon tularosa is the source of this 5297-nucleotide messenger RNA. It is a transcript of the gene sall4, whose product is annotated as spalt-like transcription factor 4. Gene Ontology annotation, cellular component: nucleus. The transcript is spliced from 4 exons. NCBI's taxonomy places the organism in Eukaryota, Metazoa, Chordata, Actinopteri, Cyprinodontiformes, Cyprinodontidae. Bases 406 to 3768 code for a protein of 1120 amino acids. Gene Ontology annotation, molecular function: RNA polymerase II cis-regulatory region sequence-specific DNA binding; DNA-binding transcription factor activity, RNA polymerase II-specific. Gene Ontology annotation, biological process: regulation of transcription by RNA polymerase II. The record is from RefSeq and is a predicted model, not a curated record.
AUGAAAGCAUUGCUUUAACACGAGGAGCUGCCACCAAACUAUAGAUUUGGGGGGAUUGUUUUAGUUUUUCUAAGUGAGAGUAUUGCUGUAAGCUGAAUAUGGCAUCUUUUAUUCAUUUUUAUGUGUUCGGCUGGUCUGCUGCUCGCCCGCGUUACAGUAGCCUGCAUGUUUUAUGAAGCAAAGAGAAAAGAAACCCAAGAGGGAGAAGUGGAAUUUUAUUGAGCCAGCCUCCCAUCCCUGCGCGCGGCCACUGGCGCUCCUCGCCACGCCCCCUCCGGCCACACCGCCCGGCUCAUCAAUAGGAACCAUUUGAAUAAUGUGUGAGCCCUUGGACCGGAGCCAAUCAGCUGUCCGGGAGCCUGCGAUAAAUCGCAAUGCAUUAUUGAUAAUAAUAAUCACGUUGACAUGCGCAUUUCUACUGGAGAGGGAGGGGGGGUGAUUUUUUUUUUUCAAGGCGAAGAAUUUGUAGAAGAAGCGGAGGAAAAUUGCCUGCGACUCUUUGCUCCCGAUGGUUGCAUCAUGUCGAGGCGCAAGCAAGCCAAGCCGCAGCACAUCAACUCUGACGAGCCGGACUCUGAGGAAACUGGAAUUCCUCGAGAAGACCAAGAGGAAGAAGAGGGAAAUUAUGUAAAGAAGUUAAAGAUGGAUGAAACCAGAGUCUGUAAGAAGUGUUGUGCUGAAUACUUUGAUGAAGCAGAGUUUCUUGAGCAUGAAAAAAGUUGCACUAAAAGCCAGCAGGUGGUCAUCAUGAAAGAGGGAGAUUACAAUGAGGUGCCUGAGGAAUAUUCGCAAGGAUCUCCGGAAGGCCUGAACAGCGACCACGACGAUGGCCAGUCCAGCAAUCAUUCCAUCACAGACAAACUGGAACGGGUGGAUGAACAGUCGAGCGUGAACACUGGGGAUCCAGGACAACGGGAUCAAACAGGGAUGUCUACAAGUCCAGAGAGAGUGUUCCACUCUUCUCCCAAAAUGCAAGAUACAAAUGUCACCCUUCAUACUUUGCCUGACACUAAAGUGGCCGUCUCCCAGAGUUCUUCAAAUGCACCUCAGGCCUCUCCACAAGAUGUUCUUCAAGCUAUCCCCAUCAUCUUGGAACAACUAGUGUGCCUUCAGCAACAGCAGCUACAGCAAAUUCAGCUAACAGAACAGAUCAGAAUCCAGGUUGCCAAGAUGACCCCACAGGGUCUGCAGUCAUCCGUAGGUACGGCCAUGGAUCCCCUCAAAGCUCUUGGUGCACAUUUGUCUCAACAGCUGUCUGCAGCGGCAGCUCUGAUAGGUAAAAGGACUGGCAAUCAAAGUGUUUCCAUGGAGUCGGUUAAGCAAGGUAAACUACCUCUUCCCACUGGAAUCCCUAACUCUCUGAGUUCAGGACUGGGACCAAUAGCUUCUCAAACAGACAUUUUAAAGGGGGUUCCAGAUCUGGCAAGCCGUUUACCUGUACUACUACCCCAGUCACCAGGUGUUAUUGGUUUCCCCAGCACCUUUAAUGGUAUCCAGCCAGGGAUUGACUCCUCAAAAAAGCUGAAAGCAAAGAUGCUGACCAUCCCACCAGAAUCAAAAAAUGGGGAAUCCAUGUGCAAGCAUAAGUGUAAAUAUUGUGGAAAGACCUUCGGCAACGACAGCGCCCUCCAGAUCCACCUGCGUUCUCACACUGGAGAGAGGCCUUUUAAAUGUAACAUCUGUGGAAACCGCUUCACAACCAAAGGAAACCUUAAAGUGCAUUUCCAGAGACAUAAAGAUAAAUAUCCUAACAUCCGUAUGAAUCCCCAUCCUGUGCCUGAGCAUCUCGACAAUAUCCCCACCAGCAGUGGCAUUCCCUUCGGUAUGUCUGUGCCCAUUGAUGAGUCCAAUUUAAUUGAAAUGAAGCCUGUCUUAAGUCAUCCAGCUGCUGGAUUCAACCAACAGUCCAUACCAGGAUUUAAACCAAAGUUUGAUGGCUUUGGGAGUGACCCGUUCUCUCAAAAGCCCUCCCCAUCAGCCAGUGAUGGUUCCCCUUCCAUGUCAGCAGUGUUUGGAAGAGACCCGGGACUGGACCCAAAUCACAAAGAGGCUAAAGAACUACUUGGUGCGUUCCAUCACAUGAAUGGCGCUGCCCUUACUGGAGAACCAAGCUCUGGAACAGCAAAACUUCAGCAAAUGGUGGAUGGCCUGGAAAAGAGGACCAAUGAUCCCAAUGAGUGUGUGAUCUGCCACAGGGUGCUCAGUUGCCAGAGCUCUCUCAAAAUGCAUUACCGCACCCACACAGGUGAAAGGCCAUACAAAUGCAAGAUCUGUGGCCGUGCAUUCUCAACAAAGGGCAACCUCAAGGCUCACUACGGAGUGCAUAGAGCCAGCACUCCACUGAAAAUGCAACACUCAUGCCCCAUCUGCCAGAAGAAGUUUACAAAUGCCGUAGUUUUGCAGCAGCACAUUCGUAUGCACAUGGGAGGGCAGAUCCCCAACACCCCAAUGCCAGAAAACCAGUACGAAGCGGCAGAGACGAUGGAAGCAUCCUUACCAGAGGAGAAAUCGAUGGACCACAGUGGUGUUGAAGGAACCAUGGAAGGUCAAGAACCAGAUUCCAACUCCCAGAAGCCAAACGAUUCCUUGAACCCCCUCCCAUCUGCCCCUGAAGAGCAGUCUCAAAAGGUCGCUGUGCCUGUACAGUUUUCCAGCCUAGAUGUCCUAAAGAACCUCACAUCUGCUCUUGCCCUGAAACGACAGAGUAGCACCCCUUCAGAAAACGAAGGAACGCCUAAAAGCUCGCCACCAGUUCAGAGAGAGCAGGAGUACCAGAAUGGGCGCAGCCCUGCCAUUUCUGACUCGGCCAUGUCUUUUCACUCCUCUUCCCCUGUGAACAACAGCAGCAGCAAGUCCCCUGAGUCUGCAGGUGACGUAUUUACCAGCAAUCUGUCAAAACAAGAGUCUGAUGGAGCCCAAGAUGGAAGUGACUCAAGUGGAGCCCUUGACCUCACGGCUUCAAGCAGUUUUAUCACCAAAGCUAUUAAAGAAGAACCUGGUGUCCCAUUUACAAAUGGCGACUAUGCUCCUGGCAGCUUACCUUUCAUGAAGAUGCCUCCAAGUUUGGGCAGCCUGGAAAUGAAGAUUCCCACCGAGAAUCCUUUGGGUCCGCAUGGAUUAUUCAGCUCCCAAAUGCCUCAGGGAACAGCCAUACCCUCCCCCAUCUCGAGUGCACCUCGACGAUCCACCAAACAGCAUAUAUGUAACGUCUGCGGCAAGAACUUCUCAUCGGCCAGUGCUCUGCAGAUCCAUGAGCGGACGCAUACAGGGGAGAAGCCUUUUGCCUGCAACAUCUGUGGCAGGGCUUUCACUACAAAAGGAAACCUGAAGGUUCAUAUCGGCACCCAUAUGUGGAACAACUCAUCACGCCGCGGUCAACGCCUUUCCCUGGACAAUCCCAUGGCCAUAAUGGCAAUGGGCUCAGAGCCCAAGAUUAUCCCAGAUAUGAUUCAAGUGCCCAAAGAUCUGGGUGCUCCACAGAUGAGUUUCGACCCUUCCCUCUGGAACCAGUAUUCUGCUGCUGCCUUCACUGGAGGCUUGACCAUGAAGACCAAUGAAAUUUCCGUCAUUCAGGGGGGCGGCAUCCCACUGCCCGGGAGCCCUGCCGGUGGGCCGCUGAUCGGAUCCACCGGGGGCCUCUUAAAGAUGGACGGAUCCCACUCUGGCUUACCCGCCACCAUGGCUGAAAUAGAAAAGAACGGUUCAGAAAGUGUGCCAAAGUCACAGUUUCCACAUUUCAUGGAGGAGGGAAAAAUUGCAGUUAAUUAAUCUUUUAAUUGGCAGGUAAUCCAUCCUCAUUGUGAACGCGUCAUUUCUUUCUAAUGAGGUACAAUCAACGUUCAACACAUCUAGCAGAAGUCCGCUCAGAUCGGUUGGUAGUUUUUGCUUCUUGCAUUCAGAGCCUCUAUCCCCUCCUUAUCUGAAUGAUUGAGUGUUUAAACUUGAUUUAUUACUACUGUAGGAUUUUUUUUCUUUUCUUUUUUUUUUUAUACAAACACAUAUGCGGGUAUUUUCUCAUGUGACCUUUAUUUGUAAUGCUGUCUAUCCGGAAGUCUGAAUGUAUAACUUACUUGAAACUGCUUUAACUUGGCCGUCUCCUUAAGAAUCCCUUGAAGGAUUGUGUUUUUGUAGGAUAAGUUAAAGGGCAUGCAUUUUAAGGAACCCAGUCAGACCAGGCAGGACGUGGUCUCAGUGUUCAGAUGUAAUGCUAUGGCUAACUGCAUGUGUCAUUUAAGAUUCCUCCCCCCCCUUUUUUUGCUGUGUGCCGUAGGUUUUAUGACAUUGUACGUAAAUUUUUUCCUCUUUCUAGUAAUUUACAUAAACUUUUCUCAUUUAGGAGCUUUUGAUUGGAUGGACUGCAAUAUAAAAUCAAAGUUCUGCUGUUUUAGAUCGUAGAUUAUGAAUGCAUUUUAUUGUAUUGGUGCCAAACUACACUUUUUGAUAACACAUACCUGUUAAAGUGCCUGAUUAGAAUUAAAUCUGCAUUUUUUAUGGCACUGUUGGAUUGUUACAAUGACUCUAUUAGACUGAAAGGAAAAAAAAAAAGGUUUCCCCUGUAGGGUGGCGUACAUUUCAUAUUUUCCAAACUUUUAGUUUAUAGUUUACUCCAACCAAUUCUUCAUCCUUAUACUCAGCUUUGAAACUUAGUGGCACAUUUAGUUGGCUGGUGUCGUCAUGCCUGCACUUUAUUUCAGGUUGUAAAUGCUUUUACAUUUCACUGCUUUUACCGUAACUGAAUGAAAAGGUGACGAGCUGUAAUUUCUUUCCUGCCAGAAUUAUUCAGUAAAGAUUUUCCGUUUUUUUUUUUUUCUUCUUCUUGGUAGUCUUAUCAGUUUGUAGCAGAGUUUAUUUAUUUAUAUAAAAGGCUUGAGUUUAGGGGGAAGUUUCUACCUCAUUUCGAUAUUUGUUACUCCUCGACGCCCCUCACACUCAAUGCAAUGUUCUGUAUAUCUCCCACUUUUUUUUGUAUGCUAUGGAAAUCUUCAUUCUCAACCUGCUGAGUUGAAUGGUAAUGAAUGUAUCACUGGACACUUUACACAACUCAGCCUGGUCCGAGUUCUCUGUAGGCUCCUGCUGUUCAUUCCUUUAAUCGAUAUGCAUUUGCCAAGUUGUGCCUUCCCUAAAGUAAACCCAUGUCUAACUUGUUUUCAAAUUGCCUUCACGGUUCAAGUAACAUGGAGCCAAUUUGAUCCUGUUUACAGUGUAAAUGUAUGUUGUUUUUUUUCCCCCCUAAUGUUCCUUUUGAGUUUAAUGUGUUCUGAUUUUUGAAGAAUAAAAUCAGGGUGAAUUUUUUUGAA